Cottoperca gobio is the source of this 4264-nucleotide messenger RNA. RefSeq names its product phospholipid phosphatase 6 (gene plpp6). Gene Ontology annotation, molecular function: sphingosine-1-phosphate phosphatase activity. The transcript is spliced from 2 exons. The record is from RefSeq and is a predicted model, not a curated record. The coding region runs from base 147 to 1007 and encodes 286 amino acids. NCBI's taxonomy places the organism in Eukaryota, Metazoa, Chordata, Actinopteri, Perciformes, Bovichtidae.
GCUCAGCGUUACAGGACGUGCUAUGAAUUGUGAACCGUACAACAGAUGAAAUAAAGGAGCGACAAACCGCACAGCACUGCAGACAAUCUACCACUGCGGGUCAACUACAUCACACCUAACUGUACGUCGGUAGAUCAACAGAUACAAUGCCUUCUCCUAAAGCUAAAAACCCCGUCCGAAGCGGCGGAAGCCCGGUGCUCGGCAGCUCCAACGGCCGCUACGAGUUCAUGUCGCUGACGAAGCCGUUGAACCGGUCCUCGCCGCCGCACCUCCACCAGCGGCAGGGCUCUGACCCGACCACCGCCCGCCUCCGAGCCUCGGAGAGCCCCACUCGGCGCCGGGGCUCAAGCUCCUCCACGGGCUCGGGCAGCGGCCAGGGGCUGUCAGAGGAGGACGGUAUACGGCUAAACCCUUCCUUCAUCCGCGUAGCACUCAGCUCCCUUCUCGCAAUCGACCUGUGGAUGUCCAAGCGGCUGGGGGUGUGUGCCUGUGAAGACUCUUCCUGGGGCAGUGUGCGCCCGCUAAUGAAACUGAUAGAGAUAUCUGGACAUGGCAUCCCCUGGCUGGCUGGUACCGCCUACUGUCUGUACAAGAGUGACAGUGCUACAGGACAAGAAGUCAUGCUCAACCUUUUCAUGGGCCUGCUGUUGGACCUGGUCCUGGUUGGCAUAGUUAAGGCAGUGGUGCGUCGGCGUCGGCCAACACAUAACCGCAUGGACAUGUUCGCCACCUUUUCCGUGGACCGCUACUCCUUCCCUUCAGGCCAUGCCACGCGUGCCGCCAUGUGUGGGCGGUUCCUGUUGGCUCACCUCGUGCUGGCUGCCCCUCUGAGGGUCCUCGUCCUGCUGUGGGCCGCCCUGGUGGGGUUGAGCCGAGUGCUGUUGGGCAGGCACAAUGUGACUGACGUGAUGUUUGGGUUCUGGAUGGGCUAUUGCCAGUAUAACCUUGUAGAGAUGUUGUGGCUCUCACCUCAAACCCUGCAAGGGCUGCUGGGACAGUUAGCUUAAUAUUAAGGAUUAAAGGAGAAGGAGGAGACAGAGGAGGAGACAGAGGAGGAGGAGACAGAGGAGGAGACAGAGGAGGAGGAGACAGAGGAGGAGACAUGGUGGUUUGAAUCUUGAUUGUCAGAGCACCUGCACACCUUUUUUUGUCUUUUUUUAGACUGAUGUAUAAGAGAAAUGGUCUUGACUAGAGAAGAGAGUGCUAUCAAACACACCUUUGACACUUCAGAAGCCCACUGUCAGCUCUCACUUUAAAGUGGCAAAGCCUGUAAUAAAUAGUACAGGACUUUUAAUCAGGACAGACCAGUAGAAACAGAUGUAUCCAAGUUGCCUCCUGAAGCCCCCCCACUCCCCCUACUGGCCUGAUUCACUUCAAUUUUGUAAACUGCAAGCAUGCUUUAGUUGCUAAGGGAGUGUUCAUUUCAAAGGCUGAGCUUUGCACUUGAUGAUCUGCUUCAGAUGAACUCCUAUAAUGGUACACCACAGAGAAGAAGUUAAAAAAAAAAAAUUAAUGUGAAUCUUUGUUUCUGGAAAAAGAAUGAUAAUAGCCUUUUUUUAUUAACCAAUUUGUAUUUAAUUAUUGCAGAAGCAAAGAGCAAUAAGCAGUAAAAAAUAUAUACUGUAAUGUAAAUGAUAAAUCAGUGGGAAUGUAUCCUACGCUAAUCUACUAACAAACCCUGUAUAGGAGCAACUGCAGUUUUCCAACUGCUCACAAACUGCCAUUUAAAAGCUAUUUGAGGCCAGAGAGAAGAGGAGCACCUUGCCCGUCUGCCCUCACCUGCUCUCUUUCUUUAGGACCCUUUAGGACUCUUUCUAAGAAGGCUAACGCUGAUCUUGCUAUUAGCCAUAUGAUUUCCCCACUCAGCAGUUUAUGCUCCUGUUCAGCUGCAGCCUGUACAUUCUCCCCACUUCACUUUAUUUGACAUCUGAGAGGAUUAAACGUUACACCCUAACCCUUAUCAACUUUAAUCUCACCAAUUUACUUUACUCAUUGACUCAUUCUAAUUUCUUUUACAGUAUCGCUGUGUCAUAACUAUCUAUACUAUAUCACGUAUUGCUGAUUACUAAUCAGCUCUGAUAGAUCACAUACACAGAACCUUAUUAUUACCCGGUGUUACACAUUAACAUUAAUGACUUGCAGAAUGUUUUUUUUAUCAUGGAGUAUUUAUUAAUAUCAGAUAUAAUAUGUGCUUUAGCUUUUUUUUUUAACACCAAAUUACAAUAUUUUUUAUCAAACUCUUUAAAUAUUACAAUGUUUCCCCUUUAACAGGGAAAAUAAAAUGUUAUGGACAAAAAUGUCACCAUUUUUUAACACAUAUUUGUGUGUGGGAACCCUCUUCUCUAGACACUGACCGUUUCAAAUGGUGUACUGAGGAUGAAGACUGACAUUCUGUACAAUACAUUUGACAGUAAUUCAAAAACUCAAAAUGUAUUCAAGUUUAUAGCCAUCAAGUGAUCCCAGGUUCUGCCUCUGAGGUUGGGGUAGCUAAGGUCAUGUAUGUUAGAGUGGAUGAAUGGCACUUUAAAAUAAUUCCCUGUGGGUCCAUUCAGGUGAUAGUUUUCACCUGAAAUGAGAGCUUGCUAGAAUUCUGCACUGUGAAAUCGCUACUAAAGACACCGUCUUUGCAAACACUGUAAUGAUUCUAGUCUAUCUAGAAUAGACUACAUUUAUUCAUAAAGUUAGACAUUAUGUGUAACUACGCACGUCACUUUUCAGCAGCGGCGUGGCAGCAGCAGCAGCACAUAGUUUUAUAUUGGCAACCAGUUUGGAUAAGUGAGGAUGUGUGCUGCCAAGGUUCAUAGACCAGACAAAUGCAGUUUGAAGGCUACGUUUUGUAACCUAUUACAUGAUUGGAAUGAAUGAAUACAGGGUGCCUUGCCACGGCACAUUUCAAUGUCAGGUCCAUGCUGUCAUAUCUAAGCUUUUUGAAAAUGUGUGUGAGUGUAAAGAAAACUUUGGGUAGAUCUUUAGUCACAUGUUUUCAUAAUGUUUAAAAUGUUCCAUUGAGUCGUAAAGAUUCACAAAGUCAAUAAUCUAUAGAGGGAUUAACAGCCAGGUGUUGGACUGUUGCAGAUCUUCCCACUGUUCGUAUUGGAUGAUGACGGGACCCUUUGACAUACUGCACUUUGUAUGUUAGGGAUAAAUCCUUACAUUAACCUAUUGACUUUGUCUGGUCCUGAGGGCGUCUGUUGUUGUGCACUGUGUCUUAGAAUAUCGACACGCUGACCCUCUGAAAGCCGAUUUUGAAUCACAUUAAUAUUCAACUUUAAAUGACGCGAGCAGUCGAGAUGUUGUAACACAGAUGAGUGUUUGACGUUAGCACUGUCACAGAAACUGUUGACCCGUAAAACGCAAUCACUAAAUGCACAAAGGUGUCCUGGGAUGACUCCGGCCACUCUGCGAGCAGAAAGUAGAAAAUGUAAUGAGUUGUGUAACAGCUGGCUCUCUCUCACUCACUGUACACACACAUCUUGGCACUGCCACCAGAAGAAGUGCACCCUCAUUUCUGUGUCUUUUGGUCUGUUCUAAUUUGUACAUGGAUUAGGACUAUGAUGAGAUAUGUGGACAUAUGAUUUGUGUGUAAAUGUAUGAUGUAUGAACUAUUGUUGAACCAUUUUUAUGAAGUGACUUAAUUGAACAGCCUGCUCCCUGGUAUACAGGUGCUCCAUUAUAGACUUGUAUAUAAUUUAUAGGCUCACAUGAUGUGCCCUCUCUGCAAUAAUUGACCAAUGAUCUUCCCAGUGCGGCAAUAAGACGACCAGCGAGUGAGAUGGUAGCUUUCAUCCUCUUUACUUUGUAUUAUACCUUUUUUCACAAAUCUAAAUCUUUGUCACCAAAUUAUUUUUUAGGAUUUAUUUUUGCGUUUUACAUGUUGAUAUUGCGGUGAUGCAGAAACACCUUUAUCACAAUGAAUACUGAAGAGAUUUUCCACAUUCCACAUGUCAUCCGUUUACUUAACAUAAACAAAAUCUAUUUGUUUUUCCAGCUCGUCAGCAAAUGUCACAUCUGUUCUUGCACAUAGUCAAAUAUGAAGCCUUUCUAAUUUCUGUCUCUGCACUCAGUUUUGCCUGCUAUAUAAUAUAAAUGAUAGUGUGUUUAGACCUUAAUCUUAAUGUAUAUACAUAUGCCUGUAUGGUCAUGUGAUGACAUUGUGUUAUGUUCAGUGGAUUUUAUUGUGCUGCUCAUAUUCCCCGAGCGGUUGUAAUGUACUUGAAUGAUUUGAAUGUAAUGAUUUUUAAUUAAAUGCGGAACAAAUCUGAAA